AAUCUGGGCAGCGCGGGGCGGAGCGUUGAGCGCCGGCCAGGCUUUGCAUAGCAGGCUUUAAAGGCACCUGCAGGCUUUAAAGGCACCCGUGAAGCUGCAGUGCUUAGACCGACCGCGAGGACCGUCGUCAUGCAUCGUGUACCGCUGCUGGUGGUGCUGGGCUUGUUGCUCUUGGGUCCCGCUGCUCCUGCACGGCUCGGCCCGAAGCGCCCUUCCCGAUUCAGCAGCUUCUCCUGGGAUAACUGUGAUGAAGGAAAGGACCCUGCAGUGAUCAAAAGCCUGACGCUCGAACCUGAUCCCAUUGUCGUUCCUGGAGAUGUGAUUGUCAGUGUUGAGGGCAAGACCAGCGUCCCCCUCACUUCUCCUCAGAAGGUGGAGCUCACGGUGGAGAAGGAAGUGGCUGGCUUCUGGGUCAAGAUCCCUUGUGUAGAACAGCUAGGCAGCUGUACCUACGAGGACUCCUGUCAACUGUUGGACGAAUACUUCCCCCCUGGAGAGCCCUGCCCGGAGCCCCUGCACAGCUAUGGGCUGCCCUGCCACUGUCCCUUCAAGGAAGGCACCUACUCACUGCCCACAAGCAACUUCACAGUGCCUGACCUGGAGCUGCCAAGCUGGCUGAGCACCGGAAACUACCGCAUCCAGAGUGUCCUGAGUAGCCAUGGGAAGCGCCUGGGCUGCAUCAAGAUGGCUGUCUCUCUCAAGGGUCGAUAGCCUGGUGACAGCCACCACAGAAUGAAGGGGCACCAGGAAGACAUUGCCUCUUCUUCUGUGUUCCAGGACCCAGACAUGCCCGCCUCCAGCUCCAUUCUCCUACAGUUCUACCCUCUCUGCAAAUCACUAUGCAAUCUGACCCGAGGGAAGAUGAUGGACCAGAUGGGUCCUGACAUCUGGGCUGUGAGCUGUGCUCUUUCCCACCCCUAUGGCUUCCUAAGAGUUUCUUUCCUGUCCAAAACAGUUAAGGAAUGGGAACCAACAUGUUUGGGGAAUCUUAAGUUUAAGUUCAAACUGACCCAACCUUGGCUUCCUGAAGUUAUCCUCCCCCCCCCCCCACACACACACCUUUUUUAGUCUCCAACUUAAAACCAGAAUAACCCUGUUAACCUUUCUCAUUCCACCCUAAACUUCUCCUCCUACAAAGAGGCCUAGAUAAUCUUAGUCUGCCCCCCCCAUUAGCUUCCAUGAUUAAUUGCAUUCUCUUCUCAGCUUGCCUAGCUAACACAGGGGCUGAUGGAUCCACUAGAGGCAGGGUGGUGUGUGGCAGAAACCCCGUGGGAGUUAUGAUGGACAAGCUCCAUUAAGCUCUGUAAAAGUCCAGGUGCCUGCAGGGCCAAGCAGAAGAUCUAGGGAGCUGAGGCAAUCGCUUCCAGGCAUGGCUUUCACUUUUCCUUUUUGGCAGGUUACACAUACAAGGAAUGGAUGACAUUCCUUAUAUCAGACAAGAACUAAGACCCCAAAUCCAAUAGCACAGGUGUGCUGGUGCCAGAUGGCCAGGACCAGUAAGUGCCAUGUAAAGAAUGUUUCCUGACAUUCACAGUAUUUCCCCCCCUUAGGCCCCAAACCCAGAUUUUUAUAUGAAAUCUUAGAAUUUUUAACUGUUGGUAACAAUUUUUUUUUUAUAAACUGUAUAAGCUUAAGGGGCCACAUGGGAUUUGUCUGGGGGCUGUCUGGCUCACGGGUGGCCGUUUUCUUACAUCUUCUCAGUCUCAAGUUAUCUGGCAUCAUCUCUUCCCUCUUCAGGAUCAGGUCCAUGGUGUCUGCCCUCAGCCAGCAUUAGAGCAGGGCCAGGUGGCCUCUGAGAACUGGGCCCUGUGCCAGCCUCAGAGCACAUCACUGUCAGGGUAUAGGGGUUCACACUGGAGUGGGUCCCCCAGAAGCCACCAUGUGGAACAGGAGUCCCACGAAGAGAGUGGACCCCACAUCAGGUUGCACCAUGACAACUUCCCGAGCCUUGGGCAGCCCAGGCUAUGGACUGGAAGCCUAGGCUGACAAUAAACCUUUUUAACUUGC
Phodopus roborovskii (desert hamster) is the source of this 2007-nucleotide messenger RNA. RefSeq names its product ganglioside GM2 activator (gene Gm2a). The transcript has 4 exons. NCBI's taxonomy places the organism in Eukaryota, Metazoa, Chordata, Mammalia, Rodentia, Cricetidae. The coding region runs from base 130 to 711 and encodes 193 amino acids. The record is from RefSeq and is a predicted model, not a curated record. Gene Ontology annotation, cellular component: cytoplasmic side of plasma membrane. Gene Ontology annotation, biological process: lipid transport; ganglioside catabolic process. Gene Ontology annotation, molecular function: enzyme activator activity; lipid carrier activity.